Messenger RNA from Trichechus manatus latirostris (Florida manatee), 3256 nucleotides. It is a transcript of the gene ZNF782, whose product is annotated as zinc finger protein 782. The record is from RefSeq and is a predicted model, not a curated record. Gene Ontology annotation, biological process: regulation of DNA-templated transcription. NCBI's taxonomy places the organism in Eukaryota, Metazoa, Chordata, Mammalia, Sirenia, Trichechidae.
GUAAUAGGCAUCCUUUAUAGCAUUAUGUUUUUAACGCUCAACAGGAAACAUGGUAAAAGUUAGUUUUCAAUGGUAUUUUCCAUGUCACUUUUUUCUGGGCCCUUCAGAUUGAUCAGAAAUCUACUGUUACAGGCAUCAGUGUCAUUCAAGGACGUGGCUGUGGAGCUGACCCAGGAGGAGUGGCAGCACAUGGGCCCUGCUCAGAGGACCCUGUACAGAGACGUAAUGCUGGAGAACUACAACCACCUCGUCUCAGUGGGGUCAUGCUUUACAAAACCAGAACUGAUCUUCAGAUUGGAACAAGGAGAAGAUCCAUGGUUAUUAAAGGAAGAAUUUCUAAACAGGAGCACCCCAGAAAACUGUCAACAUGAUGAACUCUUAGAGAAGACACCAGAAAACCAAGGCAAACAUCUGUGGCAAGUUUUAUUCACCAACAGAACACUACCUACAGAGCAAGAAAACAUUUCAGGAAAGCAAUGUAAUCCGGGUAUAAAUACUUUUGCUUCAAGAAAAAUACCCUGUGAAUGUGACACUACAGGGCCUCCUUACGAGGGUCUCAGGUCAUUGUCCUCACGCUGUAAAAAUUCAAUUGAAAAGGCUGAUGAAUUUAAUGUAUAUGAGAAGUGGCUUCUCACUAUUAAGGAUGACAGAACUAAUACUGGAGAGAAAUUUUGUAAUUAUAAAAAUGUAAAAAGCUUUAGUCAUAUGGAAGAACUUAUUCAGCCUCAUACAAUUCAGACAUUGGGACAAGCUUUUGAAUAUAAUGAACAUGGGAAAGCUUUCCUUGAGAAAGCUGCCCUUAUUACAUCUAAGAGUGCCCACAAAAAAAUGAAAUUUUAUAAGUACAAUAACUUUAGAAGAAACCUGUGUGAUAAAUCAACUCUUAAUGUUUCUCAGAGCAUUCAUACAGAGAAGAAUCAAUAUGACUUUAAUGAAUAUGAAAAUUUCAGUAGGACCACUCAACUUCAGAGAACUGACACUGCAGGGAAAACUUUCAGCCAAAAGCCAUACUUUAGAGACCACCAGAAAACUCAAACAAGGGUGAAACCCCUUGAAUAUCGAAAAAAAUUCAGAGAAUGCCAGAAAAUUCAUAUAGGAGUGAAACUCUUUGAAUAUAGAAAAGGUUUCAGCCAUAAUUCAAUCCUUCCGGUGCAUCAGAGAACUCACACAGCAGAGAAAUCCUCUGAUUAUAACACAUAUACAGAGACAUUCAGCAACCAAUCAGCUUUUGGAGUACAUCAGAGAACUCCCAUAAGGGUAAGACCCUACCAGUGUAAUGAAUGUGGGAAAUUCUGCUCUAGGAAGUCAUACCUUACUGUACAUAAGAAAACUCACACAGGUGAGAAACCCUAUGAAUGUCAUGAAUGUGGGAAAGCUUUCAGUGAGAAGUCACGCCUAAGAAAACAUCAAAGAACUCACACAGGAGAGAAACCCUAUAAGUGUGAUGGAUGUGAGAAAGCUUUCAGUACAAAGUCAGGCCUAAGAAUACAUCAGAGAACUCACACAGGGGAAAAGCCAUUUGAAUGUAAUGAAUGUGGGAAAGCUUUCAACUAUAAGUCAAUCCUUAUAGUACAUCAGAGACUUCACACAGGGGAGAAACCCUUUGAAUGUAAUGAAUGUGAGAAAUCUUUCAGCCAUAUGUCAGGCCUAAGGAAUCAUCAGAGAAUUCACACAGGAGAAAGACCGUAUAAAUGUGAUAAAUGUGGGAAAGCUUUCAAACUGAAGUCAGGCCUAAGAAAGCAUCAUAGAACUCACACAGGGGAGAAACCGUAUAAAUGUGAUCAGUGUGGGAAAGCUUUUGGUCAGAAAUCACAACUCAGAGGACAUGACAGAAUUCACACAGGGGAGAAACCCUAUACAUGUAAUCAGUGUGGAGAAUCUUUCAGCCAGAAAUCAAACCUCAGAGUACAUCAGAGGACUCACACUGGGGAGAAACCCUAUAAAUGUGAUGACUGUGGAAAAUCUUUCAGGCAGAAAUCAAAUCUCAGAGGACAUCAGAGAAUUCACACAGGGGAGAAACCCUAUAAAUGUAAUGAAUGUGGAAAAGCUUUCAGUGAGAAGUCGGUCCUAAGAAAACAUCAGAGAACUCACACGGGAGAGAAACCCUAUAAUUGUAACCAAUGUGGGGAAGCUUUCAGCCAGAAAUCAAACCUCAGAGUACAUCAGAGAACUCACACAGGGGAGAGACCCUACAAAUGUGGUGAAUGUGGGAAAACUUUCAGCCAGAAAUCAAGUCUUAGAGAACAUCAGAAAGCCCACACAGGGAGUAAAAAUAUGAAUAUAAAGAACAUUGGAAAACUUUGAGCUAGAAAUCAAGCCUCACAAUACACCAGAGAAUACACACAAGAGAGAAAUCCUAAUAUAAUGAAUGCACUUCCUCUGCAGGAUGUCAACUUUCACUAAACAUCAGAGAACUUACAAAGGAGAGAAAUUCUUGAAAUAUAUUUUAUAUGCAUAGUCUAUCAGCCGGAGUACAGUCCUUAUUGGAUAUAAGUCAGUUCACCCAAGAAAGAAUGCCUAUAACGAAUAUGGGAAAUAGUCUGUGUGAACGCAAUACUUAGAAUACUCACACUGCAGAAAAACUCUGAGAAGUGAUGUGAAAACUGCUUGACAGCCAUCAAAACUCAUUCAUCAUCAGAGAAAUCACACAGCACACCAAAAAUGUAAUGAACAUCUGGUAACCCUUAGCCAGUGGAGUCCCUGGGUGGUUCAUACAGUUAAUGUACUCAGCUGCUAACAGAAAGGUUGUAGUUUCAAGUCCACACAGAGGCAACUCAGAAGAAAGCCCUGGUGAUCUACUUCUGAAAAAUCAGCCACUGAAAACCCUAUGGAGCACAGUUGUAGUCUGACACACAUGGGGUCACCAUAAGUCAAAAUCGACAUGAUGGCAACUGUUUACUGGUUAUUCUUUAGCCAAAAGCCAACUUUCUCAGUACAACAAGAAAUACAUAGUGGCCAAAAAUGAAGACCACUUAAAGUACUUACUGAUGAAGGUAAGACGACAGCCUUCAGUAUGAAUUACACCUGAACAUGAAGAAAAUUAAAAUCCUAGUAACUGGGCCCAUAAGCAACAUCAUGAUAAACAGUGAAAAAAUUGAAGUUGUCAAAGGUUUCAUUCUACUUGGAUUAAAAAUCAUUACCUAUGAAAGCAACCAAAAUCCAAAAAGCCGUUGCUGUUGAGUCAAUUCUGACUCAUAGCGACCCUAGAGGACAAAGUAGAACUGCCCCAUAGGGUUUCCUAGGCUGUAAUAUUUAC